AUGGCUGACGCAUUGGUAGAGCGGAGACCCACCGCUCGGUUUUUCUGCCACAGGUGUAACAUUGAAUUCGAAGAUGUUUUGCAGGAUUAUACAUGCCCAUACUGCGCUAGUGGUUUCAUUGAACAGCUUGAGAACGAGACAGAGGGCCUGGCACUAUCAGGAGAUGACUUCAGUGAUGCGGACAUGAGCAAUAUUGAUGAUAUGAGCAAUAUCGAUGACAUGAGCAACCUGGACGACUCGGAUGAGAUACACCACUUGUCACAAGGAACCCCUCCAAUGUUGAACGAUCUCGCAUUCCUAAUGUCCGGUGGUCGGUUACGUAGAGGUGCAGGGCGAAGGGAGACACUUAUGGAACAGUUGGUGUGGAUGAUAGGAGGCGCUAGACCGGCUACUGGGGCCGUGACCGCGGGAGCACCCUUCGUGCUCGUCGGAGCACCCGGGGACUAUGUGUUUGGCGGUGAAGGUUUGGACGCAGUAGUGACACAGUUGCUAGGUCAGCUAGAGAACGCGGGCCCACCACCCCUACCUCGGGAGCAGAUUGCGGCGCUGCCGUCUGUGGUCGUUACCGAGGAUCAAGUUGCCGCAAACACCUCCUGUUCUGUAUGCUGGGAGAACUUUCAGUCUGGUGAAACAGUAUCUCGGUUAGAGUGCGACCAUAUCUUCCACGCGAACUGCAUCGCGCCCUGGCUACAGCUGCACGCGACAUGUCCCAUCUGCCGGCGCUCGCUGCUGGCCGAGGAUGCGGACGCGCCGCCUGACGCCGCGCCGCCCAUUGCGCCCGCUGCACCCGGCGCCCCGCCCGCCGCGCCCGCGCCUGCCACCCCGGCCGAGGCUGCCACCAAUCAGUACCCGUCUCUAACACAAUUGCUAGUCCGGCGACUACCGCGGCGCGCGGGGCCCGGCGGCGCGGGCUGGGCGGCGCUGGGAGACUCCAGCAGUUCGUCGGGCAGCAUGUCGACGUCGUCCUCGAUGACGACGGGCGCGGUGUGGCCGCCGCCGUCGCGCUCCAACACCAACUCCACCAGCUCCAACUCGUCGUCUUCGCUCAACUCCACGGAGCGGGAGCGCCAGUACAACAUGGACAUUGACUUCGACUAG
Spodoptera littoralis (African cotton leafworm) is the source of this 1098-nucleotide messenger RNA. The record is from the annotation of a GenBank genome assembly. NCBI's taxonomy places the organism in Eukaryota, Metazoa, Arthropoda, Insecta, Lepidoptera, Noctuidae.